UAUCGUCAGUGAGGAGGAAGUUCUUCCGGCAACAGUUUGGCUCUGCUCCCAUCCUCGAAACAACAACUGCGUAAUAAAAACAGGUUUUUUGAGGGGUGUUUGCCUCUAUUUACACAAAUACAGACAGUCUCCAGGAGCAAGCAGGAUGUCUGUGGGCAUGACCAAGGCGGAUGGGGUCACUGUGUUGACUUUGACCACCGACCCCAAUAGUGCUUGUCCACCUCUAUGCCAAAUCUUCAAGGCCCUUUGCUACAGCCCCGUGUGCUGCUCUGUGUCUCAGCAGCUGAGGAGGGUUCAGAAAACUUCUCAGUCAGUAUUGGGGGCUCUGCAGAUUAUGGUUGGCUUGCUCAACAUUGGCCUUGGAGUCGUCCUCUGGAGCGAUCGUAGGGGCCCUUGGUGGAUAAUUGAGAGCAUGUUUCCUUUUUGGCUUGGAAGCCUGUUCAUAUUUUUUGGCAUCACGUGCAUUUUGUCUGAGAAGUUUCCCAGUCGAUGUCUGGUCAUUAUCAACGUGAUUCUGAAUCUGACAGGAGUUGGUUUUGCCAUCACAGCCAUUGUACUGUACUCCAUCAAUGUGGUAGAAAGUGGCUGGAUGUGGGGGAUGUGCGAAGAUGACAGUUAUAACCAUUAUAACUACUGGUAUGGCCAUCAUGAAAGGACAACGGCAACUCCAUCUUCCGAGGACUUGAUCAUCCAGGAGAAAUGCUUGGAGGCACAAGCACUGAUUUUUACGCUUGUUAAAAGCAUUAAUGCUGUGAUGAUCGUCAUGUCGGCCCUGGAGCUCUGCCUCGUCAUCAGCUCUGUUGUCCUGGGUAUCAAAGCCCUGAAGAGCAGUCAGAAGGGAGAAAACAAGAGCACUGAUGAACCAGAACAUUACAAACCACUUCUGGAGGAGGUCACCACUUACCCUGUAGUCUAAAUGAAAAUCUGUAAGACUGUGCAUUUACACCACUGACUGUAAACACAAUCAGCCAUAAGGUCAUGGGGUAUGUUUUCCAUCAGGGGUUGCUUAAAAAUAUUUGCACUUAUAUUUUUGAUUAUAAUCUAUACUAGAUUGUAUGUGAUGCUUUCCAUAUUAUAAUCUGCUUUUUUAAACUGUUCCUAUUGGUUGUGAUUUUCUGUGCCAUGUGCCUUAGAGUCAGUAUGUGUGCAGGUGACAGGAAGGUACCUGCAUGCAUAAUGUGGUAUUGUUUGACAGGGUUUUGGGCAUUUUGUUCCAUUUAAUCUUUAUUUUAUGAUUUUAAGCCACAUGUAUUUUUAUAUAUGAAACCUUAAAGGGAAAUGUAGUGACUAGUUGUGCUCUUUAAUGACAAAUUAUAGCAAUGGCUAUAAAGAAAUGCUGUCAUGUGAAGUGAAAAAUUGAAUUAAAGCCAAUCUUUACAAAGUAUAAUCAAUCCAGCUGAUGUGAAUGCCAUUUUAUCUGUAACAGAACAAAUCCUUGAAGUACUUACUGGACUUAAUAAACCAAACUAUAUUGUAACUAAAUUAACUAGGAGUGGAUCAGGAUCAUAGUUGAUUUAUUUUACAGAUGGAAAUAAAGAACAUCUCUCAUUAA
Molecule: messenger RNA, 1552 nt
Organism: Scomber scombrus (Atlantic mackerel)
Lineage: Eukaryota; Metazoa; Chordata; Actinopteri; Scombriformes; Scombridae
Product: membrane-spanning 4-domains subfamily A member 4D-like
Exons: 7
Coding region: 146-916 (256 amino acids)
Cellular component (GO): membrane
Source: RefSeq, a predicted model, not a curated record